This is a messenger RNA of Momordica charantia (bitter melon), 940 nucleotides long. RefSeq names its product Thioredoxin superfamily protein (gene GRXC1). Gene Ontology annotation, biological process: cellular response to oxidative stress. Lineage: Eukaryota; Viridiplantae; Streptophyta; Magnoliopsida; Cucurbitales; Cucurbitaceae. The record is from RefSeq and is a predicted model, not a curated record. Gene Ontology annotation, molecular function: glutathione disulfide oxidoreductase activity. Gene Ontology annotation, cellular component: cytoplasm.
CAGGGCCAGGAUGUAGAACUGCAUUUCUGGACCCGACCGCACCUGAUUCGCUCAAGCUCUUCGUUCAGCGCUGUUUCUAGUUCUUUUGGACUUCAUUGUUCUUCUCCACUCCCAAAAUCACACCCAUUUCUGACUUCUUCAUCCCAAAGAAUCCUUCAACCUCUCACGUUUGAUCAGAUUAAUCGCUAUCAUGGGAUCGUGGUUCAGCUCCAACAAAAAGAGUAAAGAAGAGCUGGAGAUGGCGCUCAACGAGGCCAAGAAGAUAAUCUCCUCUCACCCCGUUGUUGUUUUUAGUAAGACUUAUUGUGGGUUUUGCACGAGGGUCAAGCAACUGCUCACACAGCUUGGAGCUAGUUAUAAGGUCAUUGAAUUGGACCAACAAAGUGAUGGAGAUACAAUCCAGUCGGCCUUAGAAGAGUGGACGGGCCAAAGCACAGUGCCUAAUGUGUUCAUCGGAGGAAAGCACAUCGGUGGUUGCGAUGCGGUUACAGAGAAGCACAACAGAGGUCAGCUGGUGCCACUUCUUACUGAUGCUGGUGCCAUUGCCAAUAACUCUGCUCAGCUGUGAACUUUGGUUAAACUGCUCCACAAGAUAGAGUAAUCAAGCAAAUGUAUGUUGGUGAAUUUUAGGUGUACAGAAACACUUAGUGUGUUUUUAAGUGGCUGUUUGAAUGAUGUAAAAUGUGAAAGCUGAAGAAAUCUAUGGUUACGGUUGAGUUCCUGCUUUGAAAAAUAUUUGCACCGUUAUUGACUGUUUAUUUGAAUUCCAAAUAUUGUAAGGUCAAAGUUUCGCGAUUGAGUUUGGGAUAGUCUCUAAAGAAAUUGUGAUAUUUGUAUUCUUAGCUAACAAUCUCAUAUUCAUGUAAGUUAGAUACUCGACAUGUGCGUGCGUACAUGGAAACUUGUAGUACAUAAAGGCUUGGGGGACUUGUAAUUCUCA